AAGCUCCAUAUAUGGAUGGGUCCUUGGCUGCAGGCUAAUUUGGAUACAAGUCAAGUACUCGCCAAGCCCAAGUACUCGCCAACAAGCAAACGUUUUAUUAUCACUCUUUACUGUUUGGCAAUAAACAUUUACGUACAGUUUACUGGGAUAACAAUUGCAGAACAAGCAAUAUUUUGUUUUCAAUUCUUGACGUCAAUGUGUACAUGACUACAUCAAUGGCAAUGGAACGUCCACGUGUCACUCAAGUGAAAGCUAUCCAAUUGGCAAAUGAAAUAUUUGGCCUUGAAGUUGACUUAAACUCGAAGAAGAGUGCUAAAGAACUAGACAGUUAUGAUGAUAAAAAUUUCUACCUUAGUGGCGUGAAAGAUGGCAAGCCAGGUGAAUUUUUAUUGAAAGUUUACAACCAAUGUUAUGAUGAACUGGAUCUCGUUGAUGCUGUGCACAAACUUAUAUUUUGUCUGGUAGAUGCUGGGAUCGCUUGCCCUGUGCCACAAAAGACCUUGGCUGGCAAUUAUCUAGAAGUACGCAAUUUACCAUCAACACCAAGUAACGAUCAAGCAAAAAGAAUAAAACUUGAUGAUAAUUUACGUCCUUGUAUUGUGUGUUUGUUCACCUUCUUACCUGGCAAGACAAUGCAGGAUUUCAAAAAGAAUGGUCACACAUUCAAAUAUCAAUUCUUCCUUCAGCUUGGUCAGGCUGUGGGUAAUGUUGCUAAUGCAUUAAAGGAUUUAAAUUGUCCUGUCCUGACGAAAAGGGAAUAUCGCUGGGAUCUGUAUUACUUUGACACAAUGUUAAGUGGACUUGAUUUUAUUUCAUCAAAACAAAAAGAGUUAGUAAAAGAUGUGGAGAAUUUAUUCAAAAGGUUUGUAAAGCCUCGAUUGGAUGUUCUUCCAAAGCAAUGCAUCCAUGGCGAUAUUACUUGCGGAAAUGUAAUUAUCAGAAAAAACCCUGAUUCGGAGAAGUUAGAAGUUUCAGGUUUCAUUGAUUUUGGAGAUGUCAAUUAUAGUUGCAGAGUUUUCGAAAUUGCUAUCGCCGCUGCGUACAUGAUGAAUGUAGCUGAAGAUGACAUAAUCAAAGUUGGUGCGUACACAGUUGCUGGAUUUCAUGAGAUUUGCCCCCUAUCCCAGGAAGAAAGUGAUGUAAUAUUUUAUUGUAUUCAAGCACGGUUGUGCAUGUCUGGUUGCUUUGGUGCCGAAUCCUGCGAGACGCAUCCUGAUAAUGCCGAGUAUUUUCUAUGUGACGCAAGAAGAGUUUGGAGAGUUUUAGAAGCGCUGGCGAGCAUUGAUAAACACAAAUUUGAUAAAAUGUGGAGAGAACUUUACAACAGCGUCCAAAAAAAACAAUUUUAAAAUGCAUGCAUGUAUGAGUUGGUCGUUGUACGGCAAUUUUAUAUUUGCAAUUAUUGUAAAUGCAAAGAUUAUAAUAAUCCUGUCAAAAAGUAAAUCAAUGAUUAAUAUAGCAAAGACAGGGACGCAAAAUUGAGGAGACACUAUUUCUCAG
Messenger RNA from Dendronephthya gigantea, 1500 nucleotides. Its product is annotated as hydroxylysine kinase-like. Lineage: Eukaryota; Metazoa; Cnidaria; Anthozoa; Malacalcyonacea; Nephtheidae. The transcript has 2 exons. The coding region runs from base 204 to 1349 and encodes 381 amino acids. The record is from RefSeq and is a predicted model, not a curated record. Gene Ontology annotation, molecular function: amino acid kinase activity.